AUGGAACUUCCAGAAAUUUCUUAUAAAAAAUCUGAUUUUAUUGAAACAACAUCAGGCAAUAAAGUUUGUCGUCGUUCAAUAAUGUGUGGCUCACAGAAUAUUGUUCUUCAAGGUAAAACAAUUGUUAUGGCUGAUUGUAUUGUUCGUGGAGAUUUAGCUGCCGUUAAAAUUGGUAAAAAUUGUGUUAUUGGAGAAAAAUGUGUUAUUCGACCACCAUUUAAAAAAUUUGCUAAAGGUGUAGCUUUUUUUCCUAUGCAAAUAGGUGAUCAUGUUUUUAUCGAAGAUGAAUGUGUUAUUAAUGCAGCAUCAAUUGGUUCCUAUGUACACAUUGGAAAAAAUAGUGUUAUUGGACGACGUUGUAUAAUUAUGGAUUGUUCAUAUAUUUUACCAAAUAGUGUAAUUCCACCUGAAACAGUUAUACCAUCAUAUACGAUUUAUGGGGGAUCACCAGCAGCUUAUGUAGAAGAUUUUCCUGAAACAGCAAAAGAAUUAAUGAUUGAUGUAACACAAUCGUUUUAUCAAAAUUUUAAACCAAUUGUUUGA
Adineta steineri is the source of this 543-nucleotide messenger RNA. The record is from the annotation of a GenBank genome assembly. NCBI's taxonomy places the organism in Eukaryota, Metazoa, Rotifera, Eurotatoria, Adinetida, Adinetidae.